Messenger RNA from Prorocentrum cordatum, 2107 nucleotides. Lineage: Eukaryota; Dinophyceae; Prorocentrales; Prorocentraceae. The record is from the annotation of a GenBank genome assembly.
GAGGACCGGCGGCGCCGCCGCGGGCAGCUGCCAAGAUGCUCUCCCCUGGUCCGCGGCCAUGGGCGAAGGCGAGACCGGCUGCACGUCCCAGGUGGCCAAGGCGAUGCUCAACGACAUCUUCGAGACUCCAGCAGACUUCCCUGGUCUCACCAGCGAUUCCUGCCUCGAGGAGUUCCAGGCCUUCCUGGCCACCAACGGGAGCAGAGGCGCCUGCCCUCAGCCGUGCAGUGCGACGUGCAGGCCCCCGACGCCGAGCGUGGAGGCGUCGGUGCUGCACACGGCGGAGUGCCCAGCCUGCACCCCGGAGGUCCCGCAGGCACCGGACGUCGUCAUCCCCUUCUUCGAGAGAGACCUGUGCAAGCUGAAGUACACCGUCAAGUCGAUCGUUCUGCACGACCCGGAGCACCACCUGGGCAACAUCAUCCUGAUGUGGGUCUCCAAGCACCCGCCCUCGAAGUACCAGGCCGACCUCGACGAGGUGAAGGCGCUGGUCACUGGGCGACAGGUGACGCUGCUGGACUACUCCCCGCAAGUGCAGGAGAUCGACGGCUGGUUCGUGCAGCAGGUCCUGAAGCUGAAGGUGGCCGCCAACGUCGGGACGGACUUCUACCUCGUCCUCGACGCAAAGAACACGUUCUUACAGGACGUCGACGCGGAUACUUUCUUCACACCGUGCAACCAGGCGAGGGUGCCCGCGCAGUACGCCUCUAUCGACGACGUACCUCUACCGCACAAGGAGUGGUUCCAGACGGCGCAAAGGCUCUUGCAGACGACCCCGCCAGAGACUGCCCUGUGGCCCACGUCUGUGACCCCGAUCGUCUUGCACAGGCAGACAGUGCUCGAGAUGUUGGAUUUCAUCGGCGAGAAGGUGAACGCCGACCCGCUGUGCCAGGGCCCCAUCUGCUUCAUGUUCGGGUGCGGCUUCAACACCGACGGCAAAGUCUUUGCCACCGAGUUCACGAUGUAUCUCAUGUAUGCGUACUCGAAGAUUCAGACAUCGUGCGUGCACUCUGUUGAGCAGCGCGAUGAGCUUAACCGUUGGGCCGCCUCCCUUUGGCGGGGCGUGCCUGAGACAGUCGACGAGGUCCGCGAAAAGAACCUCGAGUCGCUUCGUAACAUCGCAGGUGGCACCAACAGGCCAUUGUCUUUCGGUGGCCAGCCCGACUCGCUCAAGAACACGAGCAUGUCCAAGGGGCAGAAGGAGGAGGCAGAGGGCCUUUUGAUCCAAAUCUAUUUAGAUGCCCAAGUUAUUGACUCCGCCGCCGUCGGCAGCAAGGAUCUGGAUAAGUUUAUCAGCUGCAUGGUGUAACACGUCCAGCUUGCUUUGCCAUGUGGACGUGUUUGUCUGUGCACGUGACUUGUUGGAUGUCUUGUUUAGGCGCGCGGCGUUGCUCACGCUCGCUCGUAGAGACCCUACGCAGCAGAGUGCAAGCCAGUCGCAAGGGGCAACCCGGCCAGAAGAGGGAGUACAUGCUGGAAAGCUCUAAACCAUCCGAGCGUGAACGAUUCGGGGCAUGGCAGGACGAUGUUGCAGCCGUUCAGAGCGAAGUCGUGCAGAGACCUUCGCAGCGAGCCAUUCUCGCAAUAAGGCGAAGUGCCAGUGCCAAAGGGUGCGGGGCGGACUACGGAGCCACAGGAGACGUAGCGACAGCGUUGGAAAAACCACGUGGUUGGCUCGACGGGCGCGCAGGAUUGUGGAGCAGCGAAACUACACGCCAUCCAGCGAAAGAUAAGCUCCCUUUUCUGUUCGUAUAUGCGUACAUGUGUACGGAAUGUCGUCUGCCGAAGUAUAUAUGUAUCCGUGAUGUUCGACCCAAAGGGGUUACGACGGCGCAUUCGAGAUUUGCGCGUUGUAUAUCGUGUAGCUUAGGAGUUUUCGUACUGGCUCACUUAGCCAGAAGAAGCGUUUCAUUCAAGCUCGGCUUGAUUGGUGUACCUCGCGAUCGCUCGAGGCCCAUAUUUUCCAGGAUGCUUCUUCGCAGAUGCGAGCACAGCUUUGUGUGGAUGUGUCGGUAGUGCCUUGAGAAGUUUGGUCGCUCGCGUCUGCCAAGUACAUGCUGCUCGCACGCAACGUUGAAAGCUAAGCGUUGCCGCCACGGGAAAAGGA